Candidula unifasciata is the source of this 960-nucleotide messenger RNA. Lineage: Eukaryota; Metazoa; Mollusca; Gastropoda; Stylommatophora; Geomitridae. The record is from the annotation of a GenBank genome assembly.
AUGACCAGCCCGGCGCUACUGCUGCUGCUGCUACUGGGCGUCGCUGUUGCCGACCCUACGGUUUACUUCGAGGAGCGAUUCAACGACGGCGACAAAUGGGAGAGCAGAUGGGUGGAGUCCCAGCACAGGUCAGAUCUCGGCAAAUUCAAACUCACAGCUGGCAAGUUUUAUGGAGAUGCAGAAGAAGACAAGGGAAUCCAGACGUCUCAAGAUGCCAGGUUUUAUGCCUUGUCAGCCAAGUUUGAUAAGUUCAGCAAUGAAGAUAAACCACUGGUGAUUCAGUUCACGGUGAAACAUGAGCAGAACAUUGACUGUGGAGGUGGUUACGUCAAACUGUUCCCUAGCAGCUUGAAUCAGAAAGACAUGCAUGGAGAUACCCCUUACAACAUCAUGUUUGGACCUGACAUCUGCGGGCCAGGAACUAAGAAAGUCCAUGUCAUCUGUAGCUACAAGGGAACCAACCAUUUGAUCAAGAAAGACAUUCGCUGCAAGGAUGAUGUCUACACACAUCUGUACACUCUGAUUGUCAGGCCAGACAACACGUAUGAGGUGAAGAUUGACGGUGAAAAGGUAGAGAGCGGCCUGUUGGAGGAAGACUGGGACUUGUUGCCCCCAAAGAAGAUUCCUGACCCUGAUGCCAGUAAACCAGACGACUGGGACGAGCGUGAGAAGAUUGACGACCCUGAAGACACCAAACCCGAGGACUGGGACAAGCCUGAGCAUAUCCCUGACCCAGACGCCAAGAAGCCAGACGACUGGGAUGAUGAGAUGGAUGGUGAAUGGGAGCCACCCAUGAUUGACAACCCUGAGUACAAAGGUGAGUGGAGGCCCAAACAGAUCGACAACCCAGCCUACAAGGGCAAGUGGGUGCAUCCAGAGAUCGACAACCCUGAGUAUGUGGCCGAGCCUAAACUCUAUAAAUAUGACGACUUUGGAGCCAUAGGAUUUGAUCUCUGGCAG